Messenger RNA from Oreochromis niloticus (Nile tilapia), 1557 nucleotides. RefSeq lists its product as uncharacterized. The coding region runs from base 1 to 1557 and encodes 518 amino acids. The transcript is spliced from 3 exons. Lineage: Eukaryota; Metazoa; Chordata; Actinopteri; Cichliformes; Cichlidae. The record is from RefSeq and is a predicted model, not a curated record.
AUGCCACAUAUGCUACGGAUGGAGAGUGGACCCUCGUUCGGCGACGCAGGGCCGGAGAGGGACCGCGACUGGAGAGCUGAGGAGAUCGCACGCAGACCACCUCGCCGAAGCAGCUAUCCAUCUCGAGAGGGUCGGAGGACCUACACGCGGAAUCGGGGGAGAAACCAGCCGGCAGCAGACCGCUAUGCAGCCCGCCAGGAGAGCUGGAGAGGAGAUCGCGGCUGGGGAGCUGACGAGGACGCACGCCGACCACCUCGGCGCAGCAGCCAUCCAUCUCGAGAAGGUCGGAGGACCUAUGCGGCGGUCGUGAGAGAGGAACACCGCAACGGUCAGCCAGGCUUUUUCCACGCACCACAGCGGAACCGGGGGAGGGACCGUCCGGCACCGGACCGCUAUGCAGCCCGCCAGGAGAGCUGGAGAGGAGACCGCGGCUGGAGAGCUGAGGAGGACGUACGCCGACCACCUCGACGCAGCAGCUACCCAUCUCGAGAAGGUCGGAGGACCUAUGCGGCGGCCGUGGGAGAGGAUCACCGCAGCGACGAGCCGGACUUUUUCCACGCACCACAGCGGAGCCGGAGGGGAGAACAGCCGGCGACAGACCGCUAUGCAGCCCGGCAAGGAAGUCGGACCGGACGGGACCGACGAUUCGAACGGAGAACGGCUCGGGACAAUCGGUAUGUGAGACGCACUCGCGCUGAGCGAGCUGGACCUCCUGUUAACAAAAUAAUUUCAGAUGAUCCGGACUUUUCUAAAAAGGUCCGCAUUAUUCACAGACUUAUUAAGACAGUACAUCAUUUGAAAAAUGUGACUAGUGACACUUAUCCUCCUUCUUUAAACAAAAUAGCACACAAUUUAAAGACUGUUAUUAAACCGGCCGUCCCUACCAAACACACACAAAAUAAGAUUGAGGAGAACGCUAAAAACUGGGCCCGUACAACCAUGGUGAUCCUCCGGCAACAUUACACUCAGAGCGUAGAGGAGGAAUUAAAGGCUCUCUCUGAGUGUUCUAAACAGGACUGGGAGGGCCCGUUCGAGAUAGCAACAUCCUGGGCCAAGAGGAACCUGGGCCGCCGCCUCCAACCUGACUCUCUGGAACAGGCCAGAGCUGAGAUCGUGGCCAAACUGGGGGACCUGGGGACUGCCACUUCAACAGAGGAGGGCCCACCUGCACCCCGCACAACAUCCAAAACAACGACGGCAACGAUGACGGACCACGUCGCUGGAGACUGGUCACCUUCUUCUGAGAUGGAGCAGGAGCAAGAGAGGGAUCUGACACCUUCCUCCCCUCCAGAAUCUUCACAACCAGCAGAGCCCAAUCUGGCCACACCGAAGGAGCAGAGGGUGUUGAGAUUCGCCGCCUCGAUCCCAGAGACGCCAUCCCAGGAACGGCCAUGCUCUCCCUCCACCCAACCACCACAAUCUGGUGAAAUGAUGGACACUGAGGGACUGGACCUCACACAGGGGGAAGUCACCCCCAAAAAGACAAAGCGGGUUAACACUUUAACAGUGGCUAAACCGCAACCAGUGUCUCACCCGGGACAUCUCGCAGCGGCUUAG